Messenger RNA from Sphenostylis stenocarpa, 1830 nucleotides. The record is from the annotation of a GenBank genome assembly. Lineage: Eukaryota; Viridiplantae; Streptophyta; Magnoliopsida; Fabales; Fabaceae.
AUGGAGCUUGCUUCGGAGAGAUCUGGUCACGGAGCAAGUGGAGUCAAGGAAGAAAAGAGAAGUGAUGAGUAUACUGUAGGCGAUGACGAUGAUGAAGAAGAAGAUGGUCCUCAUAAACAAGAGAUUAUCGUCGAGGAACCACCCGUAGCUAAUACGGAAAGAUCCAUACAGCAGGAGGCUCGACCUAGCACGUCCGCAGACAAAAAGGAAGAGGUUGAUUGUCAGCUUGAGAGUACUAAAGCUGAGAUGGGUGUGGUGAGAGAAGAAAAUAAACGGUUGAAGAGGUCUUUGAACAAAAUAAUGAAUGAAUAUCGGACACUAGAAAUGCAAUUUCAAGACAUACUUAAGCAAGGGACAAAAAAGAAAGUUGAUAAAGGAAAUGGUAACCAAGAAGAUACAUUAGAGGAAUCGGAUCUAGUUUCCCUCAGCCUGGGAAGAGUUCCUAGCAAUCAAAGAAACGAUGAGAAAAUCAAAGUUAAUAAACCAUUGAAAGAUAGUGAAGGGUUUAACCAAGACUUGACUCUUGGACUAGAGUGCAAAUCAAAGUCAGGAAGUACAACUGAAGCUUUGCCUAAUCCAAGCCCAGAAAACAGUUCUGAAGUUCCAAAGGAAGAAGCUGGGGAGACUUGGCCACCCAAGGAGACACAGAAGACAAUGAGAGACACAGAAGACGAACUUGCUCAGCAAAAUCCUAUGAAGAAACCGCGAGUUUGCGUUAGAGCAAGAUGCGACACUCCAACAAUGAAUGAUGGAUGCCAAUGGAGGAAAUAUGGACAGAAGAUUGCAAAGGGAAAUCCUUGCCCUCGAGCUUACUAUCGCUGCACCAUUGCACCAUCAUGCCCAGUCAGAAAACAGGUGCAAAGAUGUGUUGAUGACAUGUCCAUUUUAAUCACCACGUAUGAAGGGACCCACAACCACACUCUACCACCUUCAGCUACUGCCAUGGCAUCCACAACUUCCGCAGCAGCAUCCAUGCUUCUUUCUGGUUCAUCAACCUCUCACACUGCCGCAACACCUUCAACAACACCAACCACUUCUGCUGCCAAUCUCCACGGCCUCAACUUCUAUCUAUCAGAUGGUUCAAAACCAAGGCAAUUAUACCUGUCCAACCCUGCACUAUCAUCUUCACCUUCACAUCCAACCAUCACUCUCGACCUCACUUCACACCCAGCUUCUUCCUCCUCAUCACCCUUCGUUAGAUUCACUUCAAACUACAACCAACCCAGAUACCCCUCUUCAUCAAGCCUAAGCUUCAGUAGUUCCUCAGAAACCAAUGCAUUGUCUUGGAGCAACGGCUUCCUCAAUAAUACUUCUACUACUCAACCACCAUAUAGUAGCAGGAACAUCCUUGGGAAUGUAAACUUUGGGAGACAAGUAGAAAACAUGUACCAAUCCUACAUGCAAAAGAACAACAACAAUAUUCCAAGCGUUCCUCAUGGUGGUGUACCAGCGGAUACCAUAUCUGCAGCAACGAAAGUGAUCACAGCAGACCCCACUUUUCAAUCGGCUUUGGCAGCAGCGCUUACUUCGUUCAUUGGUGGCAGUGUUGGAGGAAAUCAAGGUGGUAAUAUUAUUGGAGAAAGUCUAAAUUUGGGUCAGAAAAUGAAGUGGGGUGAGGUGUUACCAGCGUCAAAUAAUUCCUCUUCUACCUUGUCUUGCUCAACUUCGAAAGUCAAUGGGUAUGCAUCGAGCUUCUUGAACAAAACACCCGCGAAUAAUACACAGACUAAAAGUUUGAUGUUUCUGCCGCCGUCGUCUUUGCCGUUUUCAACCCACCAAAGUGCAUCUGCAUCUGCAUCUCCUGCUGAUAAUAGCGACACCACCAAUUAA